Molecule: messenger RNA, 1296 nt
Organism: Lucilia sericata (common green bottle fly)
Lineage: Eukaryota; Metazoa; Arthropoda; Insecta; Diptera; Calliphoridae
Product: ribosome biogenesis regulatory protein homolog
Exons: 4
Coding region: 135-1184 (349 amino acids)
Biological process (GO): endonucleolytic cleavage in ITS1 to separate SSU-rRNA from 5.8S rRNA and LSU-rRNA from tricistronic rRNA transcript (SSU-rRNA, 5.8S rRNA, LSU-rRNA); ribosomal large subunit export from nucleus; ribosomal large subunit biogenesis
Cellular component (GO): preribosome, large subunit precursor; nucleus; nucleolus
Molecular function (GO): protein binding
Source: RefSeq, a predicted model, not a curated record
UAAAAUUGACGUUUAUGUUGAAAAAAAAACAAACAUCAACACGUGCUGUAGUAAACUGAAUAGAAUUGUUGAAAGUUUUGAAAAGUGUUUUUGAAUAAAUUUUUUAAUUAUUAAAUAAAUAAGACUAAAUUAAAAUGGAUAUUGUAAAAGAAGUGCUAGAAAAACAACAAAAAGAAUUAGAAAAAUAUAAACCCAUAACGGUAGACAAACAUUUAGAAUGUCGCAUCGAUGUGGGCAUGAUGUUAAUAACAGAUCCCAAUGAUUUGGAAGAAAAUGAAUUAAAAGAAAACAGAGAAAAUUAUUUGCUAAAUUUAACUCGUGAUAAUACCCAACUUCUAAUAAACGAAAUCUGGCAGUUGCCCACAGAACGUGUUGAUGAGUGUAUAGUGGCUAAACUGCCUACUCCUACUACAGUAUUGCCACGUUUGCGCAAGGUACCUGGUCCCAAGGCAAUGACGAAAUGGGAGAAAUUCGCUCAAGAGAAGGGUAUUACUAAGAAGAAGAAAGAUAAGAAAGUAUACGACGAAACUUUGGAUAAAUGGGUGCCCACUUAUGGAUACAGACGUGCAGAUGCAGAGAAACAAAAGGAUUGGGUUUUGGAAGUACCACAAAAUGUUGAUCCUAUGGAGGAUAUGUUCCAAAAGAAGAUUGAUCUACGCAACGAAAAAGUAGCCAAGAACGAAAUUCAACGUAUGAAGAAUAUUGUAAGAGCGAAGAAGGAAGAAGUACCACGUAGUGGCUACUUAGGAGGAGAGGCUGCCACUUCAGGUCAAUUAUUAACCGCUGUAACAGUUGCCAAGGCUUCUACAGCUUCUGUAGGUAAAUUCCAAAACAAACUGCCUAAAGAAAAGGAAGCUCGUGGUAUUGGUGUUAAGGAGUUGAUACCUGGAUCAAAACGCAAGGCAUCCCACAUUUCUGACCAGCCCGAAAAGGAAGUUAAUUUGGAUCUAAUCAAGAGUGUUUUGAAUAAAAAACCAAAAAUUGAUAUUGAAAAAGCUAUAUCUCUACAAAAACAGGAUGACCGUCUAGAACGAGAAGCCAAUGAAGAUGUUGGCAAAAAGGGUAAAAAGAACAAGAAGGGUGGUGGUAAAGGAAGUCGCAAGGCUGUGGGAAAAAAACCUAAAGGAGGUCGUGGUCAAAGAGCGCCCGGCAAGAAGGCUGCCAUAGGACGUAAGAGAAGAUAAGUCAAUCAUACCUACAUAUAUAAUUGUAUAGAAUGAAAUCAAAUUAUAUAGUAACAUGCUUCUUUACAUUAGUUUUAAUUAAUAAAAAUAAAACAUUUUUCUAAAAACAAAA